Harmonia axyridis is the source of this 1878-nucleotide messenger RNA. RefSeq names its product protein disulfide-isomerase A3. The transcript is spliced from 8 exons. Gene Ontology annotation, biological process: protein folding; response to endoplasmic reticulum stress. NCBI's taxonomy places the organism in Eukaryota, Metazoa, Arthropoda, Insecta, Coleoptera, Coccinellidae. Gene Ontology annotation, molecular function: protein disulfide isomerase activity. Gene Ontology annotation, cellular component: endoplasmic reticulum. The record is from RefSeq and is a predicted model, not a curated record. The coding region runs from base 123 to 1601 and encodes 492 amino acids.
GGGGGCCACGUAGAGCAAGGCAAAUAGUGGAAAAUAAUAAGUGCUAAUUCGACUGGGGAUACGCCGAUGUGACAGUGUAGAAAUAUUAAGCCGGUUGGGAAAGUGUAAUCAAAUAGAUAAUAAUGAUUCUAGUGAAACUUUUCUUUGUUUCUCUUCUUUGCUAUUCAGCAUUUUCAAAGGAGGAAGAUGUUGUAGAUCUUGGAGACAGCGAUUUUUCCACUAAACUUGCCGAACAUGAAACUGCACUUGUCAUGUUUUAUGCACCAUGGUGCGGACACUGUAAACGAUUGAAACCGGAAUAUGCUAAAGCAGCAGAAGAACUUCUCAGAAACGAUCCCCCAAUCAAUUUAUUCAAAGUCGAUUGUACUGAAGCCGGCAAAGAAACAUGUAACAAAAACAGCGUAAACGGGUAUCCAACCUUGAAAAUUUUCAGGAAUGGAGAAUUUUCUCAAGAAUACAAUGGACCUAGAGAAGCCUCAGGAAUUGUCAAAUAUAUGAGAGCCCAAGUUGGACCCAGCUCUAAAGAAAUUAAAACUGUUGAAGAAUUGGAGAAAUUCUUGAAAGCCGAAAAUGAUGUGUCCGUUGUUGGAUUCUUUGAAAAAGAAUCAGAACUUAAAACUGCUUUCUUGAAAACUGCUGAUAAAUUGAGAGAAUCUGUCCGUUUUGCUCAUUCUACUUUCAACGAAGUUUUGAAUAAGCAAGGAUUGAAGGAUAAUAUUGUUCUCUUCCGUCCUGCAAUUUUGAAGAACAAAUUUGAAGACAACCAAGUAGUCUACUCUGGAAGUGCUGAUUCAGGUUCUAUUAAAAUUUUCAUCACUAAAAACUAUCAUGGACUCGUUGGUCAUCGUAAAUCUGACAAUAAACAAGAUUUCAAGAACCCUCUAGUUAUUGCAUACUAUGCUGUGGAUUAUGUUAAGAACCCAAAAGGAACCAAUUACUGGAGGAACAGAAUUCUCAAGGUAGCCCAAGAAUUCAAAGACCAAAUCACUUUUGCAAUCAGUUCCAAAGAUGAACUUACUCAAGAGUUGAAUGAAUAUGGAAUUGAUUUUAUCAGACAUGACAAACCCACUAUUGUUGCUAGAGAUGAGAAUAAUCAGAAGUUUGUUAUGCAAGACACAUUCUCAACUGAAUCCUUGGAACUUUUCGUUCAAGAUCUUCUUGAUGAAAAACUAACCCCCUACCUCAAAUCAGAGCCUGUACCUGAAAGUAACGAUGAACCUGUCAAAGUAGCAGUUGCAAAUAACUUCGAUCAAGUUGUACUCAAUAAUGAUAAAGACACACUUAUAGAAUUUUAUGCUCCUUGGUGUGGACAUUGUAAGAAACUGGCCCCAGUCUUUGAUGAACUUGCAGCUAAACUCAAGAAUGAAGAUGUUGCCAUUGUCAAAAUGGACGCUACAGCUAAUGAUGUGCCACCAACUUUCGAUGUUAGGGGUUUCCCAACACUUUUCUGGUUGCCAAAAGAUUCUAAAGACAAACCUGUGAGAUACGAUGGUGGUCGUGAAUUGGAUGACUUCAUCAACUACAUUGCUAAGCAAGCCACCAAUGAAUUGAAAGGUUUCAACAGGGCAGGAAAGCCGAAAGCAGAUAAGACUGAACUUUGAAGAAAUUUAAAUGUGAAUUAUAGUUUUAUGUAAUAUUUAAUUUCAUUGUCAUCCUUUCAAAAUGUUUCGUUCCCAAUGUUGAGAUCAGAGUUGAUAUUUUAAUUAUAUCGAGAUUUACAUUUCCUAGUAAUACUGUGUAAUAAAUUAAGAAUGUAACUUGAGGUUGUUGAACAUUCUAAGACAUUCAUUCAUGGUAAAUUGUAAUGCUUGAUUUCUUUAAGUUCAUAUUUUUGUUACAUGAAAUUUUGGAAAAAAAAUAAAUGGAAAAUUCUCAUUA